This is a messenger RNA of Lodderomyces theae, 768 nucleotides long. It is a transcript of the gene PUP2, whose product is annotated as proteasome core particle subunit alpha 5. The coding region runs from base 1 to 768 and encodes 255 amino acids. The transcript has a single exon. Lineage: Eukaryota; Fungi; Ascomycota; Pichiomycetes; Serinales; Debaryomycetaceae. The record is from RefSeq and is a predicted model, not a curated record. Gene Ontology annotation, biological process: proteasome-mediated ubiquitin-dependent protein catabolic process. Gene Ontology annotation, cellular component: proteasome core complex; proteasome core complex, alpha-subunit complex; nucleus.
AUGUUUCUAACCCGAAGUGAAUAUGAUAGAGGUGUGUCCACAUUCUCACCUGAAGGAAGACUUUUCCAAGUCGAGUAUUCUCUCGAAGCCAUCAAGUUAGGUUCAACCGCAAUCGGUAUACAAACCAGUGAAGGUGUCAUAUUGGGCGUGGAAAAACGUGUCACAUCAUCCUUACUUGAAUCUUCAUCCAUUGAAAAGAUUGUUGAAAUAGAUCACCACGUAGGGUGUGCCAUGAGUGGUUUGACUGCUGAUGCCAGAUCGUUAAUUGACCAUGCUCGUGUGUCGAGUUUGACUCACAACUUGUACUACGAUGAAAACAUUGGUGUUGAAAGUUUGACCCAGAGCGUAUGUGAUUUGUCAUUGCGGUUUGGAGAAGGGGCCGAUGGUGAAAAGAGAUUAAUGUCGAGACCAUUUGGUGUUGCUUUACUAAUUGCUGGCUUUGAUAAGGAAAAGGGGCCACAGUUGUACCAUGCAGAGCCUUCGGGAACUUUCUACAGAUAUGAUGCGAAAGCAAUUGGAUCGGGUAGUGAAGGUGCACAAGCUGAAUUGAACAAUGAGUACCACAAGAGUUUGAGUUUGAAAGAUGCUGAAUUGUUAGCCUUGAAGAUUUUGAAACAAGUUAUGGAGGAGAAGUUGGACUGCAAGAAUGCGCAAUUGGCAAGCGUGACUGAAUCCGAAGGAUUCAAGGUUUAUAGUGAUGAAAAGACGGAUGCGAUUAUAAAGGUAUUGAAUGAACAAGCUACAGAUGAAGAUACUUUGAUGAGCUAA